AUGGCAAAAUCAUCCCAUGAAAUUGAGCAUCCAAUUAAGCCAUUUGGAUGGGCAGCUAGAGAUACUUCUGGUGUUCUUUCUCCUUUCAACUUCUCAAGAAGGGCUACUGGGGAGAAUGAUGUACAAUUCAAAGUGUUGUAUUGUGGAAUAUGUCACUCAGAUCUUCAUAUGCUCAAGAAUGAAUGGGAUAAUUCCAAGUACCCUAUUGUGCCUGGGCAUGAGAUCGUGGGAGUGGUAACUGAGGUCGGUAGCAAGGUUGAAAAAGUGAAAGUGGGGGACAAUGUAGGUGUUGGAGUAAUCGUAGGAUCAUGUCGAAAAUGUGAUAGUUGUACCAAUGACCUCGAACAAUAUUGUUCUAGCAGUAUUGGCACGUAUAGUACAACUUACUAUGACAGAACCACCACAUACGGAGGCUACUCCGAUCUCAUGGUGGCCAACGAGCAUUUCGUGCUCUGUUGGCCGGAGAAUUUACUGAUGGAAGCUGCCCCAUUAUUGUGUGCUGGUACCACAACAUAUAGCCCAUUGAGAUAUGUUGGGCUUGAUAAGCCUGGAUUGAACAUUGGUGUUGUGGGCCUUGGUGGGCUGGGCCAUAUGGCUGUGAAAUUUCCAAAGGCUUUUGGAUGA
Solanum verrucosum is the source of this 624-nucleotide messenger RNA. Its product is annotated as 8-hydroxygeraniol dehydrogenase-like. The record is from RefSeq and is a predicted model, not a curated record. Gene Ontology annotation, molecular function: zinc ion binding; cinnamyl-alcohol dehydrogenase activity. Lineage: Eukaryota; Viridiplantae; Streptophyta; Magnoliopsida; Solanales; Solanaceae. The transcript has 3 exons. Bases 1 to 624 code for a protein of 207 amino acids. Gene Ontology annotation, biological process: lignin biosynthetic process.